Messenger RNA from Juglans microcarpa x Juglans regia, 1086 nucleotides. RefSeq names its product MDIS1-interacting receptor like kinase 2-like. The transcript has 4 exons. NCBI's taxonomy places the organism in Eukaryota, Viridiplantae, Streptophyta, Magnoliopsida, Fagales, Juglandaceae. Bases 1 to 1086 code for a protein of 361 amino acids. The record is from RefSeq and is a predicted model, not a curated record. Gene Ontology annotation, molecular function: ATP binding; protein kinase activity; protein binding. Gene Ontology annotation, biological process: protein phosphorylation.
AUGAAUAAUCUUACAUCUCUGCUUGGUUUUCUAGUGGCCGAGAACAACAUGUCUGGCUAUUUACCACCAAACAUAUGGGCUAAUGGGUUAUUGAGAUACUUCGCUGCUAGUGCAAACAACUUCGUUGGUCCCAUUCCAAAAAGUUUAGGAAACUGUACCAACUUAAUCAGGUUUCAGGUCCAAAGAAAUCAACUGAAAGGUGACAUAUCAGAAUAUUUUGGCAUAUGCCUAUGUUUGGUUUACAUCGAUCUGAGUUAUAACAAGUUGAAUGGUAAGCUGUCAAUCAAUUGGUGGCAAAGCAAAAACCUAACAAGCUUGAAGAUCUCAGACAAUAGAAUUUCAGGUACAAUCCCAGUUGAUCUUUAUAAAGCAAGUCGACUUGGAUAUCUUGACAUGUCCCGAAAUCAGUUCGUAGGAAAAAUUUCAAAGGAAUUGUGGGCCUUGAAGUUACUGUUCACUCUUAAACUGAAUGAAAAUGAACAUUCAGGAGAGCUUCCACGGGAGCUUGGACAAUUACGCUACUUGGAAUUAUUAAACCUCUCCCACAACUAUCUGUCUGCCUCGAUACCAUCAACUUUUAGUGAAAUGUUAAGCUUGACAUGGGUGGAUAUAUCAUACAAUAGAUUGGAGGGUCCUCUUCCUGACAACAAAGCUUUCAGCAAGGUGCCAAUGAGAGCUCUAGAACAUAAUAGAGCAAUCUACUGUGCUUGCUUCCAGAAUAUGAGAAAGCCAGAUCAUGAGCCAAGGGAUGCAGAAAAUGAAACUCUGUUUGAAAUUUCGAGCUAUGAUGGGAAAAUGGUUUAUGAGUACUUAGGAGGGGGAAGCUUGGGAAAGAGUAUAAGUAGUGAGGUGAAAGCAAUACAGUUCGAUUGGAUCAAGAGGGUUAACGUCGUAAGAGGUGUUGCUAAAGCUUUAUCCUACCUACACCACGACUGCUCACCUCCAAUUAUUCAUCGAGAUAUAUCAAGUAACAAUAUUCUGUUGGAUUUGGAAAAUGAGGCUCACAUCUCCGACUUCGGCACAGCCAGGAUUUUGAAGCCUAACUCAUCCAAUUGGACAUCAUCAUAUGCAGGCACCUUUUGUUGA